CAUGUAUGUAGUAUUUGAUCAUCAUCAUCUCAAACUCAUUAUUAAGUCAAGGGAAGAAUAAGGCAAUACAACACAACACACUCACUCUACCUCUGAUCCCAGACAGAAGAGGGUGGAGUUUUUGUCAUACUCCCUCAAUUUUUAGCAAGUCAAAACAUCAGAAGAAUCAUUUUCUUUUUUUAAUUUUUGAAAUUAACGUUCAGGCGAAGAUGAAGGGUAAGACUUGCGAGCUUUGUGAUCAACAAGCUUCUCUCUAUUGUCCCUCCGAUUCCGCAUUUCUCUGCUCCGACUGCGACGCCGCCGUGCACGCCGCCAACUUUCUCGUAGCUCGUCACCUCCGCCGCCUCCUCUGCUCCAAAUGCAACCGUUUCGCCGGAUUUCACAUCUCCUCCGGCGCUAUAUCCCGCCACCUCUCGUCCACCUGCAGCUCUUGCUCCCCGGAGAAUCCUUCCGCUGACUACUCCGAUUCUCUCCCUUCCUCUUCUACCUGCGUCUCCAGUUCCGAGUCUUGCUCCACGAAGCAGAUUAAGGCGGAGAAGAAGAGGAGUUGGUCGGGUUCCUACGUGACCGACGACGCAUCUCCGGCGGCGAAGAAGCGGCAGAGGAGUGGAGGAUCGGAGGAGGUGUUUGAGAAAUGGAGCAGAGAGAUAGGGUUAGGGUUAGGGUUAGGGGUAAACGGAAAUCGCGUGGCGUCGAACGCUCUGAGUGUGUGCCUGGGAAAGUGGAGGUGGCUUCCGUUCAGGGUGGCUGCUGCGACGUCGUUUUGGUUGGGGCUGAGAUUUUGUGGGGACAGAGGGCUGGCCUCGUGUCAGAAUCUGGCGAGGUUGGAGGCAAUAUCCGGAGUGCCAGUUAAGCUGAUUCUGGCCGCACAUGGCGACCUGGCACGUGUCUUCACGCACCGCCGCGAAUUGCAGGAAGGAUGGGGCGAGUCCUAGCUAGCUCCAAUGUGUAAUCGUCUCAUUAGCCAAACCAAAUGCCUGGAUUUCAAAUUUUACUUUGUUUCCUUUGCUUUUCGCUUCUACCAAUCCUUGUUCAUUAAUGUGUUUACCAAUUGGAUCAACAAAUUCGAAUAUACAUGAAAAGGCCAGCCAGCCAUGCAACUCAUUCUGCCAUCAA
Molecule: messenger RNA, 1116 nt
Organism: Glycine soja
Lineage: Eukaryota; Viridiplantae; Streptophyta; Magnoliopsida; Fabales; Fabaceae
Product: B-box zinc finger protein 32-like
Exons: 1
Coding region: 210-935 (241 amino acids)
Molecular function (GO): zinc ion binding
Source: RefSeq, a predicted model, not a curated record